AUGCUAGAUUAUAUGGAUUAUAUUGUGAGGGCAUUCGAAAAAAGUACCAAUUGGAAUCGAGAUAGUAGCUAUGAAAAUAUCACAUCUACGUCAAGAGCUCUGUUGGAAUUCCAUAUACCAAAGACAUUUAAGUUCCAGACUUCGAAUAGAUCCACGACAAACACUUUCAGCACAUUGGAGAUUGAUAGAAAUAAUAAGAUCAAUGGUUCUUUGACUUAUCUAUAUACCGACGCUGAUAACGUCGAAAAGAUUGUUAAAAGCUCAUCCCAAGUGCUCCUACAGGAUGCUACAGAGACUUAUAGACACAUUCAGCCUUUCUUUUCGAGGCAAUUGGACGAUAUCACACAUGCCUUUGAGCCAAAGUCAUUGUACUAUGGUCGCAUCUACUAUCCAAAAUCUACUCUGGAAGCUAUGAUUAUCAAAAGAUUCAAUGUAAACACACAACUGGUGGUAAAAUGCAUAAGUAACAUGUAUUCAGAUAUGAAUAUAAUGCUACUUAAUUGGCAGAGGACGAAAGGCCAGAAUUUACAAGAAUUUGUGGUGUCAUCCAAUGGUCUGCUGUGUGGAUACAGAGUUUUACAUAAUUUUAUCAGUUCCCCAUCGAAAUUUAACAAUUCAUUAUACAAUAAUUCUUCAAUGUCACUAGGCGGUGAGGUAUGGCUGGGCCUAUCAACUUUAACGCCAGGAUGUUCUACCACACUCCGAUACUGUACGAAUUCGGCAAAUACUGGAAGGCCAUUAACUCUGACAUUUUCAUGGAAUCCUCUCUUUGGCCAUAUCUCUUCCAGUUACACUGCAAUGACAACGUCUAAUUCUACCAUAUCCGCUAAGUACGAUUUCAAUCUCUUCUCGAUAGAUUCUAAUUUAUCAUUUGGUUGCGAAUUUUGGAAGUCAGGAAGCAAGAUUAAUGAUCCUGAUCUUGAAUCCUCAUUUGAGAAUGUGGCCACAUUUGAAACCACUACAUCUAAUACGUCGGAUGCUGGCCCGGUUACAACAAGACACUAUAGCACUGUUGAGAAUGAUGUACUGUCCCUGUCGCCUCAUGAAGAAAGGCUACUCAAUGAUUUGACUGACACUUUCUCAGAAUCAUUACAAAAGAUGGAUAAAGAAAAAUCGAUCAUCGAACGAUUCAAGAAUAAAUUUCGGAAUGAGAAUUUCACUCAAGUAUGGAAGUUCGCAACAUCUUUACGUGAUAGGAAUCUCAAAAUUUUGUGGGAGGGAAAAUUUAGAGAAUUUCUCAUCUCUGCAGGUACUGAAUUGGUAUUUAGUAGAGACGUUUUAAUUUCUAAAGGAUUCGAUGAUAGUAAUAAUGCCCAAAAUAAUAACAGCAAAAUACCCGCAAAAUUUGGGAUUAAAAUACAAUAUUCCGUAUGA
Messenger RNA from Kazachstania africana CBS 2517, 1374 nucleotides. RefSeq names its product Mdm10p (gene MDM10). NCBI's taxonomy places the organism in Eukaryota, Fungi, Ascomycota, Saccharomycetes, Saccharomycetales, Saccharomycetaceae. Gene Ontology annotation, biological process: mitochondrial outer membrane translocase complex assembly; phospholipid transport; establishment of mitochondrion localization. The record is from RefSeq and is a predicted model, not a curated record. The transcript has a single exon. Bases 1 to 1374 code for a protein of 457 amino acids. Gene Ontology annotation, cellular component: ERMES complex; SAM complex.